AUGGCCACCCAGCCAAAAGAAAGGAAGUGCACCAUGGAAUCCUGCGUUCUCUGGAUGGAAUCAGAUUUCCUAGGGCGACCAGGACCAAUCGGAAUUCAAGGUCCAACAGGUCCUCAAGGAUUUGCUGGCCCUAGUGGUUUAUCAGGGUUGAAAGGAGAAAGGGGCUCUCCAGGCCCCCUGGGACCAUAUGGACCAAAAGGAGAUAAGGGUCCCAUGGGAGUUCCUGGCUUUCUAGGCAUCAAUGGGAUUCCGGGCCACCCUGGACAGCCUGGGCUCAGAGGCCCACCUGGCCUGGAUGGCUGUAAUGGAACUCAAGGAGAUGUUGGAUAUCCAGGCCCUGACGGCUAUCCUGGGCUUCUCGGACCACCCGGGUUUCCUGGUCAGAAAGGCUCUAAAGGUGAACCUGUCCUUGCCCAAGGUAGUUUCAAAGGAAUAAAGGGGGAGCCUGGAUUGCCUGGACUGGAUGGAAUCACUGGUCCACAAGGAGCACCCGGACCUCCAGGAGCUGUAGGACCCAUGGGACCACCAGGAUUGCAAGGUCCUCCAGGUCCCCCUGGUUUACCUGGUCCUGAUGGGAAUAUGGGGUUAGGUUUCCAAGGAGAGAAAGGAGUCAAGGGGGAUGUUGGCCUCCCAGGUCCUGCAGGACCCCCACCAUCUACUGGAGAAUUGGAAUUUAUGGGAUUUCCCAAAGGGAAGAAAGGAUCCAAGGGUGAGCCAGGGCUCCCAGGUUUACCAGGAAUACAUGGCCCACCAGGUCUCCCGGGAUUUGGAACUGCUGGAGAAAAGGGAGAAAAGGGAAUCCCUGGCUUGCCAGGACCUAGGGGUCCAAUGGGUUUAGAAGGACUCCGAGGCCCUCCAGGGAGUCAGGGCAAGAAAGGGUCCUCAGGUUUCCUUGGGUUUAAUGGAUUCCCAGGAAUUAAGGGUGAAAAGGGUGGCAUUGGACUGCCAGGCCCAGAUGUUUUCAUUGAUACAGAAGGUGCUGUGAUCUCAGGUUAUCCUGGAGACCCUGGUAUGCCAGGUUUCCCAGGACUUAAAGGAGAUGAAGGCAUCCAGGGCCCACCUGGCCCUUCCGGCAUCCCUGGCUUGCCAUCUUUACCAGGUGUCCCAGGUGCCCUAGGAAAUCAAGGAGUUCCAGGUCUCAAGGGGGACAAAGGAAACCCAGGCCACACCACAGUUGGGGCAGCUGGCCCCCCUGGCAGAGAUGGCUUGCCAGGCCUACCAGGACUACCAGGCCUACCCGGUCGAGCAUUUGACACUGGGACACUACAGAACACAGAGCCAGGGUUUCCUGGUCUCCAAGGAGAACGAGGUCCAAAAGGAAACCCAGGCCUCAAAGGAAUAAAAGGGGACUCGGGAUUCUGUGCUUGUGAUGGUGGUGUCCCUAACAUUGGACCACCUGGGAAGCCAGGCCUGCCUGGGCCACAAGGUCUCAUUGGCCUUCCAGGCCUUAAAGGAACCAGAGGAGAUCCAGGCUCUGGUGGUACACAGGGCCCAUCAGGGACUCCAGGUUUAUUUGGACCUCAGGGUCCUGCAGGCCCCAAAGGACAGAAAGGGGAGCCAACUGUAAGUUCAAGAUCCGGAAUGCCAGGGGAGCAGGGUGAUCCUGGCCCCCAGGGGCUCCCUGGUGAGACAGGAACCCCAGGCAAGGAUGGAGUACCAGGUUUACCAGGUCUGCCAGGCCUCCCAGGUGAUGGUGGACAGGGCUUCCCAGGUGAGAAGGGGUUGCCAGGACUUCCUGGUGAAAAGGGCCACAGUGGUCCAACUGGUCCCCCAGGAAUUGGACUGCCGGGAUCUCCCGGACCUCGUGGGCUUCCUGGAGAUCAAGGAAUAGAUGGAUUUCCAGGGAAGCAAGGCCUCCCUGGGCUUCCAGGAAUCACCUUGCCGUGUGUAAUUCCUGUGACAUAUGGUCCAUCAGGCUUACCAGGAACUCCCGGAUUCCCAGGCCCUAAAGGGGUCCGUGGCCUCCCUGGGAUUUCAGGCCAACCUGGAUUGCGUGGUAAUAAAGGAAAGCCUGGAAAUCCAGGAUUAGUUCACCUUCCUGAACUGCCAGGAUUUCCUGGACCUCGUGGGGAGAAGGGCUUGCCUGGGUUUCCUGGGCUCCCCGGAAAAGAUGGCUUGCCUGGGAAAAUUGGCAGUCCAGGUUUACCAGGUUCCAAGGGAGCCCUUGGUGACAUCUAUGGUGCUGAAAAUGGUGCUCUGGGGGAGCAAGGCCUGCAGGGAUUGCCAGGAGAACAAGGAUUUCCUGGAGACCCUGGCCUUCCAGGACCCAAGGGUCUGCCUGGGACGUCAGGCUUGCUGGGCCCCAAAGGUGAACGGGGCAGGCCUGGAACACUAGGCCAUGGCGGACAGCCAGGGUCCCCAGGGCCUGAUGGUCGAUUCGGCAUCAAGGGCAAACCCGGGCUCCCAGGAGCACCAGGCUUUCCAGGCCCUUCAGGACAUCCUGGAAAGAAAGGUUUAAGAGGCGAGACAGGUCCCCCUGCAUCAACUGGAAAGAGAGGCUCGCCUGGGCCAAAAGGCCUUCCAGGAUCUCCAGGGCUGACUGGCUUCUUGGGGAACUCAGGCUUGCCAGGGAGCACUGGGUCGCCAGGACUGCCAGGUCCGAAGGGUGAGAAAGGCUCUGCUGGGCUGGUAGGUUUUCCAGGGAUAUCAGGUCUCCCUGGGAUUCCUGGUGCAAGUGGAUUGAAGGGAAUUUCUGGGUCAGCUGGAAGAAUGGGACCAUCUGGACAGGCUGGUAGUGCUGGUGAAAAAGGAGACAGAGGCGACCCGGGGCCAGCUGGAGUACCCAGUCCACGCCCUCCAAUGUUGCACCUCCGGUUCAAAGGAGACAAAGGCUCUAGAGGCUCAGCUGGAUCUGACGGAUUUCCUGGGCCCAGAGGUGACAAAGGAGAGCCUGGCCUCCCAGGGCCACCAGGCUUGCCUGGAGUUCCCGGCUUCCCCAGUACCAUCAAGGGACUUAAUGGGAAACCAGGCCCUCCUGGCUCACCUGGACUACGGGGCUUACCCGGCCUGAAAGGGUCUCCUGGAAUCACAGGUUUCCCAGGAAUACCAGGAGCAAGUGGUUCACAGGGUCUCAAUGGAGUUCCGGGACUCCCAGGAGCAUUUGGUCUUCCGGGUUCAAAAGGAGAUCAAGGCCAGACCCUUGGAAUUUCCGGUAGCCCAGGACUCAAGGGACAACCUGGGGAAUCUGGAUUUAAAGGCAUGCAAGGAAAAGAUGGACUAUCUGGUGAUGUGGGUUUCCCAGGAAGCAAAGGUGAAGAUGGAAAAGUUGGUAUUUCUGGAGACAUUGGCCUUCCUGGCUCCCCAGGACUCCCUGGGAUUGCAGGCAUGAGAGGAAGUCCAGGACUACCGGGUUCUGCAGGCCGUCCAGGGGCAACUGGGCCCCUGGGAGCCCCUGGCCUGAUAGGAACCAAAGGUUUCCCUGGACUUCCUGGUUUACAUGGACUGAAUGGGCUUCCAGGAACCAAGGGAACCCAUGGAACUCCAGGACCUAGUAUAACCGGUGUGCCUGGGCCAGCUGGCCUGCCUGGUCCCAAAGGGGAAAAAGGUUCUCCGGGAAUUGACAUCGGAGCCCCAGGGAAGCCAGGAAUGAAAGGACAGAGAGGUGGCCGAGGUUUCCCAGGCCUCCAGGGUCCUGCUGGUCUCCCCGGUGCCCCGGGCCUCUCCUUGUCUUCAGUCAUAGCAGGACAGCCUGGCGACCCUGGGCAACCAGGCCUAGAUGGAGAGCGAGGCCGCCCAGGCCCUCCAGGGACCCCAGGGCCCCCUGGGCCAUCCUCCGAUCAAGGUGACCCUGGAGACCCUGGCUUCCCUGGAAUUCCUGGCCCUCAAGGGCCAAAGGGAGACCAAGGAAUUCCAGGUUUCUCUGGCCUUCCUGGAGAGCUAGGACUGAAAGGCAUGAGAGGUGAGCCUGGCUUCAUGGGGAUUCCAGGCAAGGUUGGGCCACCUGGAGACCCAGGACUUCCUGGGAUGAAGGGGAAGGCAGGGCCAAGAGGCUUUUCUGGACUCAGGGGAGCUCCUGGACAAACACCAACUGCGGAAGCUGUCCAGGUUCCUCCAGGAUCCAUGGGUCUUCCAGGCAUCGAUGGCAUCCCUGGCCUCACGGGAGACCCUGGGUUUCAAGGCCCUGUGGGCCUACAAGGCUUCAAAGGUUUGCCUGGCAUCCCUGGCAAAGAUGGUCUCAAUGGACUCCCCGGCCCACCUGGGCCUCUUGGUGAUCCUGGCCUCCCUGGACUGCAAGGCCCUCCAGGAUUUGAAGGAGCUCCAGGGAAGAAGGGUCCUUUCGGGAGGGCUGGAAUGCCUGGGCAGAGCGUGAGAGUGGGUUACACCUUGGUGAAGCACAGCCAGUCGGAACAGGUGCCCAUGUGCCCCGUCGGGAUGAGCCAGCUGUGGGUGGGUUACAGCUUGCUGUUCGUGGAGGGGCAGGAGAAAGCCCACAACCAGGAUCUGGGGUUUGCUGGCUCCUGCCUGCCCCGCUUCAGCACCAUGCCUUUCAUCUACUGCAACAUCAAUGAAGUGUGCCACUAUGCCAGGCGCAACGAUAAAUCUUACUGGCUGUCCACCACUGCCCCCAUUCCCAUGAUGCCCGUCGGCCAGACCCAGAUUCCCCAGUACAUCAGCCGCUGUUCUGUGUGCGAGGCGCCCUCACAAGCCAUUGCUGUGCACAGUCAGGACAUCAGCAUCCCGCAGUGCCCCCUGGGCUGGCGCAGCCUCUGGAUCGGGUACUCCUUCCUCAUGCAUACUGCCGCUGGCGCCGAGGGGGGAGGCCAGUCCCUGGUCUCACCUGGCUCCUGCCUGGAGGAUUUCCGUGCCACUCCUUUCAUCGAGUGCAGUGGGGCCCGGGGCACCUGCCACUACUUUGCUAACAAGUACAGUUUCUGGCUGACGACGGUGGAAGAGAGGCAGCAGUUUAGGGAGGAACCUGUGUCUGAAACACUGAAGGCUGGGCAGCUCCACACCCGGGUCAGCCGCUGCCAGGUGUGUAUGAAAAGCCUGUAGGGGAAGACACCUGCCACCCUGCCCCUUGCCCUCCCCUUCCCACACAACAGUCACCUCACAAACCCCAACAAUCUGAAGAAGGAAGGCCCAACACUAUUGCCUACCUGUCAAGUUGUACGUUGGAGUCGCAUUUGGGCUGGAUUACUGGACACUGGUCGCCCCAACCCUCAGGCCCAAGGGGUGAGCCCACCUACCGAGAUCUGCUGUCCCAUUUCAGUCAACCUGGUGCUACUGUUUGAUCUGGAUGUUUGUGUGAUGAUUCAUGGCUACCUCAGAAAGACCCACUGGGCUACUGCUUCCUCAGACCACUGGCUUGAUCAGAAAGCUCUUCAUAAUAGCUGAUUAAGUCACCUCUUUAUGUCCAGAGAGUACCACGCAUUAUUUGGCUUAAACCAGAACCCAGUGUUUCCACAUUAAAAACAAGAAUUCUCUGGCUAAACGUUCAUGGAUGGCUCAAGCCUGCAUGGGGCAAGCUCUCACUCUUCAAGGAGGUGCACUGUGUCUAGGCAGGCAGCAGACCUGGCAUGGGGGCCAGCUGGUAGCCCGGGGCCAGCUUUGCCUCCUGGGAGGGUGAGCACAACUGGGUGCCAUAGUGUUCAGGGGAGCAGCUCAUUAACUUCAUAGGGCCCUGGACAAAUCACUUCCUCCUUGCUGGCUCCCUCCCAGGCCCGAGACCCAGGACUCGGCCUGGUCCACAGUAGAGCAGAGGAUGCCCCAAAUGCAGCCAGGCAUAUAAAGGGCAAUGAGAACCACAGCCCUGUGUCCCAGGCUGCAAGGAGAGAGGUGCUGAGUAAGGAGGUGUGAAUUUUGCUUUUGACUCCAGGAAUGAAAAGACAAAUCCCCUGUCCCAAUUUCUCAAAAGUCCCUGUUUAUUUCAAAUGACAUCCAGAUGUGUGCAAUGUGGCAGAUCGAAGAUCUGGUGUUUUGGGUCCUUUACACUUUGAGGCUGUUGUUACAGACUUUCCACUAAAAUGUCCAUCCAACUGCUCUUUCACAGGUAGCCUGUUAAGUGACUUUAAUACAUUUUUAAGCCUCAUCAAAAUCGAGCACACUCCUUUCUUCAGCAGUUGGCAGACCUAAAGCAAACCUGAGUUGACUAUAAAGUGCACUGUAUUCUGUGCAGAGGGAUGUGUUUUCACCAUUUUCUGUAAUUAUCAGUUUCCCAGAAUACUUAGCUUUGUUGACAUGAGGUGAUUCCUUCCAGGUGAUUCUAUUUCUUUAAAUAUUAUGUAAACUGUGCCAACACAGACCAAGCAUAAUUAGUAUAAUCUGAGUUAUUGUUACCUUUACCUCCUAUCUCAGUAAUAAGCAUGGUGUCAGCCUUGUACAUUGCAAAUAAAAGGAAUUAAAUAUCAA
Messenger RNA from Suricata suricatta (meerkat), 6348 nucleotides. RefSeq names its product collagen type IV alpha 6 chain (gene COL4A6). Gene Ontology annotation, cellular component: collagen trimer. Lineage: Eukaryota; Metazoa; Chordata; Mammalia; Carnivora; Herpestidae. Gene Ontology annotation, molecular function: extracellular matrix structural constituent. The coding region runs from base 1 to 4992 and encodes 1663 amino acids. The record is from RefSeq and is a predicted model, not a curated record. The transcript is spliced from 43 exons.